CUAUCUACUACCACGCCACAAGUCAAAGGCCACAGAAAGUUUAUCAAAAUUGAAGCAGAAAAGUUGAUGAAAAUGAAGCAGCUCAUAGCUGAGUGAGUGAGUCAAAAGAAUAGAUCAUAGAUAUUAGUCGGUGUUCUCCCAUCACAACUUACACUGUUUCAAGUUUCAACAAACCAAACCAAUCAACUAUUUUGUUUGGUUUUUUGUGAGUUGCAGAGAUGGGGAGUGACCAUUGGAAGGCUCAUUUGGGCAUGGCAGUGGUACAACUAUUCAAUGGUGGCUACCAUGUUAUUACUAAAGUGGCUCUUAAUGAUGGAGUUAGCCAAUUAGUUUUCUGCUUCUAUAGGGAUCUUCUUGCUCUCUUCAUUCUUUCUCCCAUAGCUUUCUUCAAAGAAAGACAGACAAGGCCACCCAUUACUAAACAGCUACUGAUGACAUUCUUCUUUCUUGGAUUAACUGGGAUAUUUGGAAACCAGCUAUUGUUUCUUAUUGGUUUAAGUUAUACUAAUCCAACUUAUGCUGCUGCUUUACAACCAGCUAUUCCUGUCUUUACCUUUCUGCUUGCUGUGAUCAUGGGUGUAGAAAGAGUGAACUUGCAGAGUUUUGAAGGUCUAGCAAAGGUUGUUGGAACUAUUGUAUGUGUUUCGGGUGCCAUAUUGAUGGUUUUGUAUCGCGGUCCAUCUUUGAUAGGUUAUACAGAACUGAUCAUUAUACCACAGAGUGAAAUAAGAGUCAGUGGUCAGCCAGAGCCUUCUGGAUGGUUGAUUACUGGUUUACAGGAUCUUGGAAUAGAUAAUUUUCAACUUGGAGUUGUGUUCUUGAUAGGAAACUGCAUAUGCAUGGCUGCUUUCCUAGCCAUCCAGGCACCGGUAUUAAAAAAGUAUCCUGCAAAUCUAUCUUUGACAGCAUAUUCAUUCUUCUUUGGAGUUGUACUAAUGGCGGUAGUCUCGUUAUUCAUGACUGAUUUGUCAUCUGACUGGAUUUUGACAGAAUCAGAAAUACUUGCUGUUGUUUAUGCUGGAACUAUUACAUCUGCCUUUAACUAUGCAGUCAUUAGUUGGUGCAACAAGAUAUUGGGACCAGCUUUAGUUGCCCUAUACAAUCCACUGCAGCCUGGUUUUUCUGCCCUUCUGUCUCAGAUAUUCCUUGGAAGUCCAAUUUACCUCGGAAGUAUCAUCGGGGGAUCUUUGAUCAUUGCUGGUCUUUAUACCGUUACCUGGGCAUCUCAUAAAGAAAGACAAGCAACUGUUGGAAUUACUUCUGAUGGUUCUUUGGUCUCUGAACCACUUAUUAUUCAUGAAAAAAGUGCACACCAAAGUGAGCAUAUAUUUUUGGGGUCCUCUAAUGCAUCUCCAAACCCGAAAUCAUAUGAUUAAAAUAUUGUAGAAUGUCAAUAAAAGCCAGCCCUGUGUAUGAGGCUUUCACAAUGUGGUAUCUGAGAAGUGUAAAUAUAUACGCAGCCUUAUCUCUGCAAGCGGAGAAGUUGUUUUCAAGAUUUGAACACAUGAUUUGAACACUAUUUUUUAAAAUGUAAAGGCCUUAUAAAAAUUGGUUUUCUGAGUGAAUCUUUCACCGGUAAAUCUGUUCCAUGAAAUGUGUUGAAUAUUGUUUUAGGAACAACUCCAUGUAAAUGUAAUGUUUUUCUUUUGAGGUUAUUGCUGAAUGCAAUGUUACAAUCUACCUAGAGGAACCAACUUGCAUCCUCAUCAUAAUGUGCAGCUCUAUCCGCAUUUCAUUCAA
This is a messenger RNA of Trifolium pratense (red clover), 1740 nucleotides long. Its product is annotated as WAT1-related protein At4g19185-like. Gene Ontology annotation, cellular component: plasma membrane. Gene Ontology annotation, molecular function: transmembrane transporter activity. The transcript has 7 exons. The record is from RefSeq and is a predicted model, not a curated record. Bases 219 to 1376 code for a protein of 385 amino acids. NCBI's taxonomy places the organism in Eukaryota, Viridiplantae, Streptophyta, Magnoliopsida, Fabales, Fabaceae.